Molecule: messenger RNA, 1110 nt
Organism: Culex pipiens pallens (northern house mosquito)
Lineage: Eukaryota; Metazoa; Arthropoda; Insecta; Diptera; Culicidae
Exons: 2
Coding region: 501-1064 (187 amino acids)
Source: RefSeq, a predicted model, not a curated record
GCGGUUGCAUCAAUUGGUGGUUAUGACUCAAAUACCGCUCUCAAUCGCGCUUCUCGCCUUUCGUCACUAUCAAUCUCGACCGGACUUGGGGACAUUCCAGCGUUUUCCCUGCACACUUCCGAAGUUGGGCAGCAGCAGCUUCCGAGUUACCAUGCACGUCAUAUCACUGAGGGUUCAAUUGGCGCUUCAAGUUUGGUGACCAAGUGAGUUGGUUGCCACGAUGAUUCAUGUAUCGAUUUUGCGAGACAAACUUUGUACUCCGGUUUCCUUCACAAAAAAUUGGAGUUGUUUGAGUAGCGCUGGAUUUGUUUGCGGUUCCAAUUUGUCCCAACAUUUGCAUUUAAUACCAUCACCGGUGUUGUUGUACUAAACAUUAUGAUUCAAUUACAGGAGCCAACAUACUACUGGUCGUGUUUGUGGUCAUCGUGCGUGCCGUGGAUUGUCAAGGGCCAUCGUGUGGCUAUGUACCUAACGGAAAACAGCAAGAAAACGAUGACAACAUGAUGAAAAGCCAAUCGGCGGUUGUUGUCAACGAGAUCCAAAAACGUAUGGAUGGCAUUAAAGAGCUUACUGAGGAAUAUUUGAACAGUCACUUCGGUGAAGAUAUGGAAACAUUCAACAGGCAGUGGAACCACCCGGAUGUGAAACCGUUAGACAUUUCCCUAGUCUGGAACUUCCAGGAUCGUCCCGAUAUAACACGCAGCGAGUACACCGGUCGAGUCCAGCAGGUGUUCGUCCCGUUCAACAGGAUUCUGUACCAUCUGGGAAACAUCACCGAGCAUGCCAAAACCUCCGCCAACACGAUCCAAAGUACAGACAAGCAGGCAGUUGCUAGUAUCCGGUCUGGAAUCAAGAAACGGCUCAACAGUGUGCUGUGCCCAAUGUACCAGUAUCUGGCCAUGGCGGACAGGGAUCUUCACAUUGAGACAGCGCAGGAAAUCGACCAACAUGCACACAAUUCAAUUUCACUGGAGGAAGAAGUCGAGUGUGGAUUGCUGUUCGUUUAUCUUACGAAGACUAUGGACUGGUUCUUCAUCUCGUCGCAAUUGUUUGCCAACAGUUAACACAUUCCAACAAGUAACAUUUUUUUUAAACUAAGAAAAGUUCGAA